AUGGUGCUUCCCUCGCUCGCUCCGUCACCGCACAGCAACAGGUUUCAUGACGUCACCCAAGAUAGGGUUGAGGGAGCGAGUGUGGAAGAAAUAUUUGAAUGUGUGAACGAUUCCGUACCAGCUCCAACGGUGAGAGUGCUCGGCGAUGAAUUCUCCACGUUUGACCAAAAGCAUGAGCGCUCAAAUAAGACUUCUGACUCCAAUGUUGCUGGCCGGAGUAAACCUCUCAAUGGCAAGGGUGGCACCCUGCCUACGAGUGCAGAGGUUGAGAAGCCCUUCGAGAUAAAUAAACAUGCUGUUGGCAAUAUCAGUUCUGUUGUUGCUGUCGAUGAUGAUGAUCGUGCGUCAUCCAUUAAAUUCACUUUUGUCGAUGGUGAGUCAGUGUUGUCCAGGUCUCCAACCACGACAAGUAUUGUGUUUGAGGUUGAACCAUCCUCUAACAUGCGAGGCACAUCAGCCUCCUCUCUCCUGAGCCCCAAUCGUAGUAAGUUGUCUACCGACACCGCAGAUGGAGCACCCCUCAAUUCAUGUCGACCGGCAGAAGCGGUCCGUCAUGGCACACCCGCUUCAUCCGGGUUGGCAAAUGAGCGUCGCAGAGCUGGGAGCGCGACACCCAUCAAACGCUCUUCCGUGAAAUCUUGUUUUUUCGAGCAUGAAGUCCAAGAGCAACGUGGGCUCCGAGGUAACAGGUGCUCAUCUGCGUCGAGCCUUGACAGCAGACGAGGACCUGGCGGCAGGCACUCAUCGCGGAGCCGACGAAGCGGGAGUGGUAGUGUGACACCACUGAGUGGAAGAAGAGAAGGGAUACGCAGUGCCUCACGAACCGACGGUGGUCGUAGGAGUUACGGCUCGCAUCGAAGUGAAGGACGCUAUACGAAUUCCGAUGCGAGUAGUUAUUCUCGUGGUAGAGCGGGUGACUGGAAGCCAAGAUAUUAUAACAAUGAGCCACCUUCGUCUAACACGGGAAGUCGACGACCAAGCCCCCAUACGCAGCUCGAUACGCCACAUUCGCAACGUAGCAGAUGCCUUCUAGCAUCCCCUAGAUAUUCGGAUUUGACAGUGUCGCAGCACUAUCUGAUGGGAACGAAUCCUAACGUCUCCCAUGCUACCAGCCCUGCACUAGAGAUGUUUAAAGUGCACCGGUCGUCGUGCUCACCGAUGCGAGUGCGCCAAAAAAAGCGUCAGGAGUUACUAGCGAAAAUAGAGAAGGAACUUACGGCGGUACGUGACGAGAUGCAGUCACUCGACGUGGAGCUGGAGCAGGCAAUGUUGAGUGAUCCGCACGUGCGGUUGUAUCACAUGAACAAUCGGCGUGAUCGUGAUGAGCGUCGUUCCCGUUUGCUUCUUUACCUGAACCUAGAAAAUGCCAGAAACCAAUUGCUCAGUGAAGACGAUGAGACUGAGGAGCGGCGUCUCCGGCGGCGAAGGGAGGUGGAGCGGAAACGUAGUGAACUGUUUGAGCGGUUGCACCAACAGAGCUCCGCCCGACGUCAUAGUAGUCAGGGAAGUACGCCAAGGAGACGUAGGACACCUUCGUCGAGCUUCGAUGAUGGUUUACACGAGCGUCUGUACAGCGAUGCGGCAAAAUUUAGGGAAUGGCAUGAGGAACGACGUCAACGCGCUCGACAAGAAAGGGAACAGAUGGAACUGGAGGAACUCUUGUUUACCCGAGUUCUCCGGAAGGUGGGCCUUGAUAGCUCCGAACGCAUGCUCACGCCUCAGGAAGAGGAGGAAUGCGCCGCGGUAUUGUGUACCAAACUCCUCGAUGACCCAGAAAAGCUACAAGAAUAUAUUCGUCCGAAGCGACUAAAUAGGGAACAAGAGGAGUUGCUUAAUGCCCGCCUUGCGCGGCGUAGUGAAAUCAAUCUUAAUGCUAUACGCAACCAAAUGGAGGUAGCGCAGAUGGCUGAGUGCACUUUCAGGCCGCGGACAAACUCGCCUCAGAGUAGGAACCGCCAGGAGGCGAUUCUUAGCAUAAAUAAGCCUACGGCGGCGUCGAUUAGAAGGAGAAAGGCAAAUGUUGAGAGUGGAUCUUCAACGCGGCCACCUUCGCGUCGCGGCCACUCCAUUCCCAGAAAUCGAACGUGUGAGAAGCUUUACAAUUCUGCUAAGAAGAGUGAGGAUCGUCUCAGUGCCUUGAAAGUGUCGUCAGAGAGUAUGAAGAAACUUCAACUGUUAAAGAGUAAGCUAAAAGAAGACCAUCACUUCCGGCGCCGGGCUGAGUUGGAUCCGUCCUUGGCACAGAGGUACAUGGACUCGUUGGUUGUAUAG
Molecule: messenger RNA, 2271 nt
Organism: Trypanosoma brucei brucei TREU927
Lineage: Eukaryota; Euglenozoa; Kinetoplastea; Trypanosomatida; Trypanosomatidae
Exons: 1
Coding region: 1-2271 (756 amino acids)
Source: RefSeq, a predicted model, not a curated record